AUGCAUCAUCUUUCACCACCCCACCUCUCAGCACAUGACGAACAGGUGGAAGAUGUAGCCGCCUCCUCUCGCGUAUGGAGAUUCUUUGUCCGUGAACAGUGGGUCGACAUUGAAGACGCCGCGGCGGAUAAACAGAGACGAGCUCUGAUCGAGCGAUGGGCGACAGCAGAUCAGGUAUUCCGCGAUGUAAACUUGGAAUUUUGA
Penicillium taxi is the source of this 204-nucleotide messenger RNA. RefSeq lists its product as uncharacterized. The record is from RefSeq and is a predicted model, not a curated record. The coding region runs from base 1 to 204 and encodes 67 amino acids. Lineage: Eukaryota; Fungi; Ascomycota; Eurotiomycetes; Eurotiales; Aspergillaceae. The transcript is spliced from 2 exons.